GCUACCUGAUCCUUUGAACUCAAGAUGCCAGUGAUGGAUCCUGACACCACUACUGAGGUGUGGUUCCUCUCUAGGCCCAGGCUUGCUUACAGACUAUUCUUGAGCAGGGGGUUGGACUCGAUGGCCUUAUAGGCCCCUUCCAACUCUACUAUUCUAUGAUUCUGUGAUUAUUUGGCACAGAUGACCCUGCAGUGUGGUCAUUUACAAGUCUGUACUAUAGUGUUUAGUAGCGUAUGCUUUCCAAGGGAGAUACAAUUUAUGCUUUGAGAAGUAUUGCUUCCUUUACCAGUAACUUGAAGGGUGGAAAAUCUGAUAUUAGACACCAUAGUUAUACACUGUUGCAUACAUUUUUGAAAACGCAAGUGACAUUUGAUCACAUUUGGAAUUUGAUUUUGUGUAUAGGGCUUCAUGAUAUGUCAGGCCAGGCUGUUUUUCUUUUUAGAUGUCAGCUUACUAAAAUGACUGAAUUUGGUGAAGGAAAUAAAGGCUUGAAGCCUGCUUCCUAUGAAAGAAUAGUUUUCAAGAAUGCUUCUGAAUACCACUAUCUGAAAAUCCAUUUGGAGUUCCAAGAAGCUGACAUUAGCCUGAAUGCUGUCGAGUUCAAACAACUUAUCAUCUCUGCUUUGAAACGGCUGCAUGGUGAGGUUGGUGCUGCUCUGCCUGUUGAUUUGUUGACAUAUGAGGAAAAAACCUUGUCUGCAAUACUUAGGGUACCUACUAUUGGCUUGGUGAAGUUGUGGAGUGCUCUUACUCUGUUUGGUUCCUACCAGAACAGAAAGUGUUCUUUUAGGGUGAUACAGACCUCUCCGUUUCUUCUUGCAUUAGCUGGGAACAGCAGAGAGAUGGUGCUAGAUUAAAUAUGCUGAAAAACAACUGACUAGAGC
Elgaria multicarinata webbii is the source of this 884-nucleotide messenger RNA. It is a transcript of the gene RPP14, whose product is annotated as ribonuclease P/MRP subunit p14. Gene Ontology annotation, biological process: tRNA 5'-leader removal. Bases 234 to 857 code for a protein of 207 amino acids. NCBI's taxonomy places the organism in Eukaryota, Metazoa, Chordata, Lepidosauria, Squamata, Anguidae. Gene Ontology annotation, molecular function: ribonuclease P activity; ribonuclease P RNA binding. The record is from RefSeq and is a predicted model, not a curated record. The transcript has 5 exons. Gene Ontology annotation, cellular component: multimeric ribonuclease P complex; nucleolus.